Messenger RNA from Oreochromis aureus, 1196 nucleotides. It is a transcript of the gene cmc1, whose product is annotated as C-x(9)-C motif containing 1. The record is from RefSeq and is a predicted model, not a curated record. Bases 130 to 453 code for a protein of 107 amino acids. The transcript has 4 exons. Lineage: Eukaryota; Metazoa; Chordata; Actinopteri; Cichliformes; Cichlidae. Gene Ontology annotation, cellular component: mitochondrion.
ACGCCCAGAGUGACUCUGGGAAUUGCAGUUUUUCAGGCCACCAUACUACGUCAGCGGAAGUGUUUUGAGCGUUCGCGAGCUAGGUCACAUUGAUUCAGUGGGGGUGAUGUUUUAAGAAAAGUCAUCACAAUGGAGGCAACAAAUGCAGAGGAAACCCAUCUGAGGCAUGUGGAGAAGGAUGUGCUGAUCCCCAAGAAGAUGAGGGAGAAAGCCAAGGAGCUCUGUGCUGACAAGGUUGAAGCCUUCAGUCACUGCUGUAAAGAAUCUGGUUUCUUCAUGGUGUUUAAGUGUCGAGAGGAGAACGCAGCCCUGAAGGAAUGUCUGACACGACACUACCAGGACCCCGCGUUUUUCGAAGAGUGCAAGCAGGAGUACAUUCGAGAGAAGCUGGAAUUUGAGAGGACGGGGAUUCCAGCCAAGAACACGAAACAAAAACUUCCGACUAGCAUGUAAAAAAACAACACAACAAGCUUUAUUUUUAAAGUGUACACAGACUUGCACUCUACCCAGAACUGCAGGAUACGUGGCAGUGCUAUGGACAAGUGGUUGUAUUUCUUGUAAAGCUACAUGCUUAUGCAUGGGGAAAAGGUGAGUGAAAUUAUUUGGAUCAUAAAGAGUGAUCAGAAUGUCACAAAUAUGUGAAUGUACCAUGAUAUAGUAGCCACCUGGAAGAGUUUCAGUGCAGGGCAGCACAUGGUGCGCAGCUGUAAACUGAGGGAUGCUUUGCACCUGUUGAACCACUUGAACAUGUGUCUAUUGCUCCUGCAGUGACGGCACGAGUGACGAAUCUGCUCAGUUGCCUUUGGCUGGACCCACAGCUUUGAAAUUCACCUGCAGAAGUUGUUGUGUAUUAACUUACAAAGGAUUUGAUUUAAAAAAAAAAGUAAUGGAAAUCAAAGGGAUUUGUACACUAACUUGGAGGUAAUAAUAAAACCUUGUGUGAUCAUGUGAUUGUUGCAAAUAAUAAAUAUUUUGAAAGCAGUAAAGUGAAUUUUACAUGUCAAGGACAGUCAACAUGAAAUGUUUCUGAUUAAAGGUUUAAUAUCUGCUUAACUCUGUCAGACUUAAAAGAUGUGUUUUUAUGAUGGUUUGCAUUUUUCAGCAGUAAAAUGAAAAUUUGUUUAUUUAGUGCAUUCGAAAGCAGGACCAAUAGGACAACCAGACUAACUGUAAAAAUUGUAAAAAAAAAAAAAAAA